UCGAACCGUGGCCAACAGUUCCAGCGGACCGCGUGGACCCGUGAGCUCAGGAGCCUCAGACGCCUCCGGAGAGCCAAGCUGGUGUCCGAGGUGGCGCCUCCAGGGUCCACCCUGCUGCCCAACAGCCCCGCGGCCACCAGAGGGCCGUCCCUGGCCCGGCUGUGUGCCCUGGUGGACCUGUGUCUGGGCUGCUCCCGCUGCACCCAGCGGCUCAAUGAAAGCACCUACGUCCUCCGUAGGGUGGAGCAUGACUGCUCCCGCGAGAUCCUGCUGGCCCGCUUUAAGCAGGCCGCCAAGAGCAAGGUCUGGCGUGUGGUGGGCUGCCGGCCCACCUUCCCAAGGCCCCUGUGCUACCAAGUCUGCCACUACUACAGCCCUGGGCUCGGCUGCCGGCGCCACCGAAACCGGUGCACCUUUGCCCGCAGUCGCGAGGAGGCCCUGGUCUGGACCUUCGAGCGUCAGCACAACCUCCAGCGCCUAUGGCUGAAGGCGGAGGUGCAGGGCAACGGGGCCCAGGGAGGGGUAGGCCGGGCGGCCGACGCCAUCCUUACGGAGUUUGGCGGCCGCUUCGAGCUGCUUUGCUCCCUCUGCUUCAGGCGCUGUCCCCCACGCAUCUGUCGCGUGGACCCCCAGGGGCAGUGCCCUGAGCAUGGAACCUGCCCCUCCCUCCUGGCCCACGUGAGCGCCGAGGGCCGCCGCAAGCAACAGUUUGUGGCGGUGAGGCCGCAGCCCCGGGCUGGCCAGCCUCCUGCCUACUGCAGGUUUGUGGGGCGUGGGCAGCCGUGCUGGCGUGGGGAGUCCCGCUGCCAGUUCGCACACAGCGCCGUGGAGAUGGCUGUGUGGGAGGCCGAGCAGCUGGGUGGCCUCCAGCGGGGGGACCUGCUCACACCCCCUGCCCCUGAUGGCGACGGGCGCACGGCCCCCCUUGGCCAGCCCCCUGGGGCCCAGCUGUACUGCCCGGCCUGCUUGGUCACCUGCCACUCUCAGGAGGCCUUCGAGAACCACUGCGCAUCCUCGGAGCACGCACAGAUGGUGGCCUUCGACCAGGCCCUGCCCUGGGAGCACCGUUCCCCACCCCCGGGACUCUCCAAGUUCGAGCUCUGCCCAAAGCCUGACCUCUGUGAGUAUGGGGACGCCUGCACCAAGGCACACUCAGCACGGGAGCUGCAGGAGUGGGUCUGGCGCACGCAGGCUGUGGAGCUGCGGGGGCAGGCGGCCUGGCAGGACGGGCUGGUGCCCUACCAGGAGCGGCUGCUGGCUGAGUACCAGCGCAGCAGCAGUGAGGUCCUUGUGCUGGCAGAGACCCUUGAUGGAGUGCGUGUCACCUGCAACCAGCCCCUGAUGUACCAGGCCCAGGAGAGGAAGACCCAGUACAGCUGGACGUUUGCCGUCCACUCUGAGGAGCCCCUGCUACAUGUGGCCCUGCUGAAGCAGGAGCCAGGAGCCGACUUCUCUCUGGUGGCUCCCGGCCUCCCGCCAGGCCGGCUCUACGCACGGGGUGAGCGCUUCCGUAUGCCCAGCUCCGCUGCCGACUUCCAGGUGGGAGUGCGUGUGCAGGCCGCCUCGUUCGGCACCUUUGAGCAAUGGGUGGUCUUCGACUUUGGCCGCCGGCCGGUGCUGCUACAAAAGCUGGGGCUGCAGCUGGGCCAGGGGCGUCGCCCAGGACCCUGCAGGAAUCUGGCGCUCGGCCACCCUGAGGAGAUGGAGCGCUGGCACACUGGCAACCGCCACGUGGUGCCUGGCGUGGAGCGGACGGCCGAGCAGACGGCCCUGAUGGCCAAGUACAAGGGCCCUGCCCUGGCCCUGGAGUUCAACCGCAGCGGCCUGGCCUCGGGCCCCAUCUCGCCAACCAACUAUCGGCAGAGGAUGCACCAGUUUCUCUAUGAGGAGGAGGCGGCUCAGCAGCAGCUGGUGGCCAAGCUGACCCUGCGGGGCCAGGUGUUCCUGAAGACGGCAUUGCAGACGCCAGCGCUGAACAUGCUCUUCGCGCCUCCGGGAGCGCUGUACGCAGAGGUCCCCGUCCCCUCCUCCCUGAUGCCAGACACAGACCAGGGCUUCCUGCUGGGCCGGGCGGUCAGCACGGCCCUGGUGGCCCCUGUACCCGCACCCGACAAUACGGUGUUCGAGGUGCGGCUGGAGAGGCGGGCCAGCUCGGAGCAGGCGCUGUGGCUGCUGCUUCCGGCCCGCUGCUGCUUGGCCCUGGGGCUGCAGCCUGAGGCCCGCCUGGUCCUGGAGGUGCAGUUCCAGAUUGACCCGAUGACCUUCCGCCUCUGGCACCAGGCAGUGGACACACUGCCUGAGGAGCAGCUGGUGGUGCCUGACUUGCCCACCUGCGCCCUGCCCAGACCUUGGUCUGUCCCACCCUUGCGGCGUGGCAACCGCAAGCAGGAGCUGGCCAUGGCGCUCAUUGCGGGCUGGGGCCCUGGGGAUGGGAGGCGUGUCCCCCCGCUACUCAUCUAUGGCCCCUUUGGCACCGGCAAGACCUACACGCUGGCCAUGGCCUCCCUGGAGGUCAUCCGGAGGCCUGAAACCAAGGUGCUCAUCUGCACACACACCAACAGCGCUGCCGACAUCUACAUCCGGGAGUAUUUCCACAGCCACGUCAGCGGCGGCCACCCCGAGGCCACUCCUCUCCGUGUGAUGUACACGGACCGGCCACUGAGCCAGACGGACCCGGUCACGCUGCAGUACUGUUGCCUGACCGACGACCGCCAGGCUUUCCGCCCGCCCACACGGGCAGAGCUGGCACGGCACCGCGUGGUGGUCACCACCACCUCCCAGGCCCGUGAGCUCAGGGUGCCGGUCGGCUUCUUCUCCCACAUUCUCAUCGACGAGGCGGCCCAGAUGCUGGAGUGCGAGGCCCUCACCCCGCUGGCCUACGCCUCGCACGGCACCCGCCUCGUGCUGGCGGGCGACCACAUGCAGGUCACACCCCGGCUGUUCAGUGUGGCCAGGGCCCGGGCGGCCGAGCACACGCUGCUGCACCGCCUCUUCCUGUGCUACCAGCAGGAGACGCACGAGGUGGCGCAGCAGAGCCGCCUGGUCUUCCACGAGAACUACCGCUGCACGGACGCCAUCGUCAGCUUCAUCUCGCGGCACUUCUACGUGGCCAAGGGCAACCCCAUCCAUGCCAGGGGCAAGGUUCCGCCCCACCCCCGGCACUACCCGCUCAUGUUCUGCCACGUGGCAGGCAACCCAGACCGGGACAUGUCCAUGGCGUCCUGGCUGAAUCUGGCUGAGAUUGCGCAGGCCGUCGAGAAGGUGCAGGAGGCCUACAACACCUGGCCCGGCUGCUGGGGCAGCCGCGAGCAGAGGUGCAUCUGCGUCGUUUCCCAUGGUGCCCAGGUCAGUGCGCUAAGGCAGGAGCUGAGGAGGCGGGACCUAGGCCAGGUGUCUGUCGGCAGUUUUGAGAUCCUGCCAGGGCGGCAGUUCCGGGUCGUGGUGCUCAGCACCGUGCACACCUGCCAGAGCCUGCUCAGCCCUGGGGCACUGGCCCCUGAGUUCUUCACCGACGCCCGCGUGCUCAACACCGUCCUGACCCGUGCCCAGUCCCAGCUGGUGGUAGUGGGGGACGCCGUGGCCCUCUGCUCCUUCGGGGCCUGCGGCAAGCUCUGGGAGAGCUUCAUCCGUGAGUGCGUGGAGCGGCACAGCGUCUGCCCCGAGGGCCUGUCCAUGGAGCAGGUCGAGCAGGCUGUGGCGCAGAGACGGCGCUGGCCCCCCCGAGGCACACAGGCUGGGGCAGCGGGGAACUGGGAGGCUGCCCCAGAGCCAGCAGGGGACCUGGCCGAGGAGCCGGCGGCUGUGGUGACGGCCACGGUGAAGGCAGAGCCGGGAGAUGAGGCUCUGAGCCCAGCAUCCCGUGACAUCACGGCAACCACAGCGCAGACGGAGGCUGCGGCAGCACCAGCAGGAGACGCAGUGAAGGAGGACGUGGUGCCCAGGGCCUGUGCGGCAGGAGCAGCUGCUGCAGUGGGCGUGGAGUCCACGGAGGCUGAGGAUGCAGAGGCUGACUUCUGGCCGUGGGACGGGGAGCUCAACGCUGACGACGCCAUCCUACGGGAGCUUCUGGACGAGAGCCAGAAGGUGAUGGUGACCGUCGGGGAGGACGGGCUGCUGGACACCGUCGCCAGGCCCGAGUCCCUGCAGCAGGCCCGGCUGUACGAGAACCUGCCCCCAGCUGCGCUACGGAAGCUGCUGCGCGCGGAGCCUGAGCGGUACCGCCACUGCACUUUCGUGCCAGAGACCUUCGAGCGGGCGUCAGCCAUCCCGCUGGACGAUGCCUCCUCGGGCCCCAUCCAGGUCAGGGGCCGCCUGGACUGUGGGAUGGCCUUCGCCGGGGAUGAGGUGCUGGUGCAGCUCCUUUCGGGAGACAAGGCGCCCGAGGGGCGGCUUCGGGGCCGCGUGCUGGGCGUGCUGAAGAGGAAGAGGCACGAGCUGGCAUUUGUGUGCCGCAGGGACACGUGGGACCCGCGCAUCAUGGUCCCCAUCAAUGGCUCCGUGACCAAGAUCUUUGUGGCUGAGCUGAAGGACCCAUCGCAGGUCCCCGUCUACAGCCUCCGGAAGGGCCGGCUGCAGCGUGUGGGGCUUGAGAGGCUCACGGCCGAGGCCCGGCACAGCCGGCUCUUCUGGGUCCAAAUCGUCCUGUGGCGGCAAGGCUUCUACUACCCGCUGGGCAUCGUCCGGGAGGUGCUGCCUGAGGCCAGCACCUGGGAGCAGGGCCUCCGCAUCCUCGGCCUGGAGUACAGCUUGAGGGUGCCCCCGUCGGACCAGGCCACCAUCACCAAGGUGCUGCAGAAAUACCACACGGAGCUUGGCCGGGUUGCCGGCCGCCGAGAGGACUGCCGCGCCUUCUUGACCUUCACUGUGGACCCCCAGGGCGCCUGCAACCUCGAUGAUGCCCUCAGUGUCCGAGACCUGGGUCCCAGGUGUGAGGUGGCUGUGCACAUCACUGAUGUGGCCAGCUUCGUGCCCAGGGACGGGGUGCUGGACGUGGAGGCGCGAAGGCAGGGCGCUGCGUUCUAUGCCCCCGGCAGGGAGCCAGUGCCCAUGCUGCCGGCCAGCCUCUGCCAGGACGUCCUCAGCCUCCUGCCUGGCCGGGACCGCCUGGCCAUCUCCCUGUUCCUCACCAUGGAGAAGGCCAGUGGCCAGCUGAAGAGCCUGCGCUUUGCACCCUCCGUGGUCCAGUCUGACCGCCAGCUGUCCUACGAGGAGGCGGAGGAGGUGAUCAGGCAGCACCCGGGUGCCGGCCGUGAGCUGCCGGCCCGCCUGGACUCCGUGGACGCCUGCGUCGUGGCCGCGUGCUACUUCUCUCGGCUGCUGCGCCGGCACCGCCUGCGGUCCGACUGCUUCUAUGAGCAGCCGGACGAGGACAGCACCCUGGGCUUCCGCGCGGCCCACAUCAUGGUGAAGGAGUACAUGAUUCAGUUUAACAGGCUCGUGGCUGAGUUCCUGGUGGGCAGCGAGUGCACGCGGACGGUCACGCCUCUGCGGUGGCAGCCAGCACCCCGCAGCCAGCAGCUCAAGGCCCUGUGUGAGAAGCAUGGGGACCGGGUGCCCCUGUCACUGCACCUCGGCCACCACCUGCACGGCGGCGGGGGCAGUCCCCCUGACACCCGGCUGCACCUCCUGGCCUCCCUCUGGAAGCAGGUCCAGUUUGCUGCCUGCACCCAGGACUAUGAACAGAUGGUGGACUUGGUCACCACGGACGACAUGCACCCAUUCCUGGCUCCUGCAGGCCGCGACCUCCGCAAGGCCCUGGAGCGCUCGGCGUUCGGCCGCUGCACCCGGGGCCACCAGCAGCAGGGCGGCCACUACUCGCUGCAGGUGGACUGGUACACGUGGGCCACCUCGCCCAUCCGCAGGUACCUGGACGUGGUGUUGCAGCGGCAGAUCCUGCUGGCGCUGGGCCAUGGGGGCUCCGCCUACUCUGCCAGGGACAUCGAUGGGCUCUGCCAGGCCUUCAGCCUCCAGCACGCACUUGCCCAGAGCUAUCAGCGGCGGGCGCGCAGCCUGCACCUGGCCGUGCAGCUCAAGGCCCAGCCUCUGGACAAGCUGGGCUUCGUGGUGGACGUGGAGGCAGGCUCCCGCUGCUUCCGGCUGCUCUUCCCCAGCAACCGGGAGACGCUGCCUGACCCCUGCCCUGUCCCCUACGGCUCCCUGCAGCUGGCCGAGCACCCCCACGCCCUGGCAGGCCGGCCGGGCCUGCAGCUCCUGUGGCGGCGCCGUGUCUACUCAGUGCAGGGAUCCAGCCCGCCCCUGCCACUGCCUGGCACUGUGCCGGACCCACACACCUGGGCCGUGGAGACGGCCCUGUGGAAGCAGCUGCUGGAGCUGGUGGAGCUGCAGCGCUGGCCGGAGGCGGCUGCUCUCAUCCAGGAGAAGGGUGAGGCGUCCCAGCGGCGGGAGCUGGUGCAGGUGCAGCGGAGCCGCUGUGGCCAUUUCCUGGAGGUGGCCCGGGAGCUGGGCAGCGGGGACACCCUGCAGGUGCAGCUCGGCGCCAGCCUGCAGCACGGCUUCCUGGUACCGAGCCCUCAGCUCUGGACGGUGGCACCGGGCUUCAGCCUCUGCCUGGAGCACGUGGAGCGGCCUGGAGACUGCUUCUCGGGCCGUGUGUACCGGGCCCCGCGGGACCGGUACCGCGACGUGGAUGAGUAUGCUUGCGUGUGGGAACCAUUCUGCGCCCUGGAGUCGGCCACCGGCGCGGUUGCCGAGAAUGACUCUGUCACACUUCAGCACCUGAGUGUCUCCUGGGAGGCGUCACGGACGCCGCAGGGGCAGCUGCAGGGCGCCUUCCGCCUGGAGGCCGCCUUCCUUGAGGAGAACUGUGCCGACAUCAACUUCAGCUGCUGCUACCUCUGCAUCCGGCUCGAGGGGCUGCCGGCUCCCACGGCCAGCCCACGCCCUGGGCCCAGCAGCCUCGACCCUGGCCUGAAUGUUGACCCCGGCACAUAUACCUGGGUGGCCCACGGGCAGACGGAGGACUGGGACCAGGAGCGCCGGGCAGACCGGCAGGAGGCUCCCAGACGGGUGCACCUCUUCGUCCACCACAUGGGCAUGGAGAAGGUUCCGGAAGAGGUGCUGAGGCCGGGCACCCUGUUCACCGUUGAGCUGCUGCCCAAGCAGCUUCCUGAUCUCCGCAAGGAGGAAGCCGUGCGUGGACUAGAGGAGGCGUCCCCGCUGGUCACCAGCAUCGCACUGGGCCGGCCUGUCCCGCAGCCCCUCUGCAGAGGUAGGUCUGCCCCACCCCUCCAGCUUCCCCUCUGGCCCCCAGCCCCACCCUGCAUGAGUGCUCAGGGAGGCCGCCCCCUCUCAGUGAUCCCCAGCAGGUUCCUGGAGCGGCAGACCUACGACAUCCCCGGAGGCCGCCACAAGCUGAACCCCAGCCAGAAUGUGGCGGUCAGGGAGGCUCUGGAGAAGCCUUUCACGGUCAUUCAGGGCCCACCAGGUACAGGGAAGACGAUCGUGGGCCUCCACAUCGUAUUCUGGUUUCAUAAAUCAAACCAGGAGCAGGUGCAGCCCGGAGGCCCCCCCCGUGGGGAGAAGCGGCUGGGGGGUCCCUGCAUCUUGUACUGCGGCCCCUCCAACAAGUCGGUGGAUGUCCUGGCAGGACUGCUCCUGAGAAGGAUGGAGCUGAAGCCCCUCCGUGUGUACAGCGAGCAGGCUGAGGCCAGCGAGUUCCCAGUGCCGCGUGUGGGCAGCAGGAAGCUGCUCAGGAAGAGCCCCCGGGAGGGGAGGCCGAACCAGAGCCUCAGGAGCAUCACCCUGCACCACCGGAUCCGGCAGGCCCCCAACCCGUACUCGUCGGAAAUCAAGGCCUUUGACACCCGGCUGCAGAGAGGGGAGCUCUUCUCCAGGGAGGACCUGGUCUCGUACAAGAAGGUCUUGUGGGAGGCUCGGAAGUUCGAGCUGGACCGGCAUGAGGUCAUCCUCUGCACCUGCUCCUGCGCAGCCUCUGCCAGCCUCAAAAUCCUGGACGUGAGGCAGAUCCUUGUUGACGAGGCAGGCAUGGCCACGGAACCUGAAACCCUCAUCCCCCUGGUGCAGUUCCCACAGGCCGAGAAGGUGGUUCUUCUCGGAGACCACAAGCAGCUGCGGCCUGUGGUCAAGAAUGAGCGGCUGCAAAACCUGGGUCUGGACCGGUCUCUGUUCGAGCGGUACCACGAGGACGCACAUAUGCUGGACACUCAGUACCGCAUGCACGAGGGCAUCUGUGCCUUCCCCUCUGUGGCGUUCUACAAGAGCAGGCUGAAGACGUGGCAGGGCCUGAGGAGGCCGCCCAGUGUCCUGGGCCACGCUGGCAAGGAGAGCUGCCCUGUCAUCUUUGGCCACAUGCAGGGCCAUGAGCGGAGCCUGCUGGUGUCCACGGACGAAGGGAAUGAGAACUCCAAGGCCAACCUGGAGGAGGUGGCUGAGGUGGUCCGUAUCACCAAGCAGCUGACCCUGGGGAGGACCGUAGAGCCCCAGGACAUCGCCGUCCUCACGCCCUACAACGCGCAGGCCUCUGAGAUCAGCAAGGCCCUUCGGCGAGAGGGCAUCGCCGGGGUGGCCGUGUCCUCCAUCACCAAGAGCCAGGGGAGCGAGUGGCGCUAUGUGCUGGUGAGCACUGUCCGCACCUGUGCCAAGAGCGACCUGGACCAGCGGCCCACCAAGAGCUGGCUCAAGAAGUUUCUGGGCUUCGUUGUGGACCCCAACCAAGUGAACGUGGCUGUCACGCGGGCCCAGGAGGGGCUCUGCCUGAUCGGAGACCACCUCCUUCUGCGCUGCUGCCCGCUCUGGCGUAGCCUCCUGGACUUCUGUGAGGCUCAGCAGACCCUCGUGCCUGCCGGCCAGGUGCGCGUCUGCAGGAGGCCAACUAUGCCUUCCUGAAGAGCCCUCUCCACCUGCAAGGUGCCAGGACUGGGAGGGAAAGUCCAGGGCCCCCCCACCCUCCCCACCACCCUCUGCCAUCAGCCUGCCUGGGCCAGCCUGCCUCCUGGCCUCAGGAUCUCCCUGGGGCAGGAAGUGGGUGGACUUGGAGAAGGAACGGCAAGGGCCGGUCCCCACACUCUUGCUUCCCCUGGGCAUCUGGGGACAGGAACACCUCUCAGGGUGGCCAAGAGGGGCUUCCUUGGGACCAGUGCAAGGAAGUUCUGCUGUCCCUGGGAAGUCUCAGAACCAGGAAGGAAACCCUGUGGAGGCUGCCCUUUGACCUUUGGAUGCCACCUGUAAUCACUCUGGAUGGCGUCUGUGGAGUUCAGGUUUAUUUUCUAUUUAAAUGAACUAAAAGCCAGCAUCCUGCCGGGCGCGGUGGCUCACGCCCAUAAUCCAGCACUUUGGGAAGCUGAGGCGGGCAGAUCACCUGAGGUCAGGAGUUCGAGACCAUCCUGGCCAACAUGGUGAAACCCCGUCUCCACUAAAAAUACAAAAUUAGCUGGGCGUGGUGGCGGGCGCCUGUAAUCCCAGCUACUUGGGAGGCUGAGGCAGGGUAUCACUUGACUCCAGGAGACGCAGACUGCAGUGAGCUCUGAUGGUAUCACUGCACUCCAGCCUGGGUGACAGAGCGAGACCCUGUCUUAAAAAAAAAAAAAAAAAAACCAGCAUCUGUUACUGGAACAGAGACCUCAGCCCUAGCUCAGGACAAGGAGGCCUCCCUGGGAGAGGGGGCCUUUCUCCCACCAUCACCGCCUGUGUCCUUCAGGGGCUGCUGGAGGGCAGCCCAAAGCCAGGGGCCUACCCCGCCCCACCCCACCCUCUGAAAUGUGAAAAGCCUGCACUCUUCCCGUGGGCUGCGCAGUGGGCUCGGGGGUUGGGGGGUGCCGGGGCGAUGCUUCCACCCUGGACUGAGUGUUCCGGGGCAGCCCGCUCGGCUGUAUGUUUCUCGCGUGCUUACCCGCUUCAGUGCGGCUCUGUCCCUGCUGCCUCCUCCAGUCCUGAGGGAGGGGCUUGCCCCACCUUCUACAUUCCAAUUUUUAUACCUUUGAAUUAUGUGAUUAGAUAUUAAUUUAAUGAUAAAACCACUCUGAAAGCUCUUCUCA
Messenger RNA from Gorilla gorilla gorilla (western lowland gorilla), 10013 nucleotides. It is a transcript of the gene HELZ2, whose product is annotated as helicase with zinc finger 2. The transcript has 18 exons. Lineage: Eukaryota; Metazoa; Chordata; Mammalia; Primates; Hominidae. The coding region runs from base 832 to 8865 and encodes 2677 amino acids. The record is from RefSeq and is a predicted model, not a curated record. Gene Ontology annotation, molecular function: RNA nuclease activity; RNA binding; 5'-3' DNA helicase activity.